Molecule: messenger RNA, 180 nt
Organism: Parastagonospora nodorum SN15
Lineage: Eukaryota; Fungi; Ascomycota; Dothideomycetes; Pleosporales; Phaeosphaeriaceae
Exons: 2
Coding region: 1-180 (59 amino acids)
Source: RefSeq, a predicted model, not a curated record
AUGAUCGUGCUCCAGAGCCUAUACUACACGGGUAUUCAGCAAGUUCCUGAAGGCUGCAAGUGUCAUCAAGAUAGCCUGGCUCACGCCACAAUCGACUACAUUAUCCGCGAAUUCAUAACCGGUAGUAUCCAUGCUCUACGUGGCCUCCAAAUGAUGCGCAACGCGCUGCCAAGUUCAUGA